GUGAAUUGGAAAGGAUAAGGAAGGAAUCUUCUAGCGAAUAAUUAAUAAAUAUGUUGAGAAAAAUAAUCGAAUAGUCCGAGCUGGGAAUCUAACCCGUGCGAGGAAAUACAAGAUAACGUCAUUUAAAACAUUUUAUAAUUUUUUAGUUUAAAAUGUACGACAUCUGUCAUCCUAGUUACUACAAAAUUAGCCAGCUUGGAUGUAAAAAUGAACUGAAAAUCACAACGGCUUUCUAUGUUUACAUGGAAUUAUGCGAAGAAAAAAAAUGCUGGGAUGUCGAAUAUAAAUACAAAGGAGAGUUGGAUUUAAUUUAUCUCACUGGAAAAAUAAAUAAAAAUGGUGAGACUGAAAUUUAUAUUCCUUGGCCAUCAAAGAAAAAUAUUAAAUUGCGUGAUUUAGAAAAUAUUCACAAUCAACUUGGAAGUCAUAGUUUUACAUUAGCAAUAAAAAGCGGAGAAGGUGUAAGUAUAUUGUAUAAGGUUAGCCAAGGUCUGACUAAACCUUUGGCACCCCAAGAGACCAACGAAAAACGUGAGUCAAUUGUAAAAAAAUUAAAAUUAGACGCUGAAAUAACUAAAAAUAGUCGUAAUUUAUAUCAACUAGCUAAAUCUAGGCAAACAAAAUCUAAGGGAAGUAAAGAAGUAACUCUUUAUGAAGUUGUAUAAAUAAAUUAUAAGAUUAUUCAA
Messenger RNA from Microplitis demolitor, 686 nucleotides. RefSeq names its product tRNA-splicing endonuclease subunit Sen15. Gene Ontology annotation, molecular function: nucleic acid binding. Lineage: Eukaryota; Metazoa; Arthropoda; Insecta; Hymenoptera; Braconidae. The transcript has 4 exons. Gene Ontology annotation, biological process: tRNA splicing, via endonucleolytic cleavage and ligation. The record is from RefSeq and is a predicted model, not a curated record. The coding region runs from base 153 to 665 and encodes 170 amino acids.